GACAUCGUUCUUGCCCAGUAUAUUAGUAUCGCAGCAAUCUCAAGCACGAAUAGUAGUGUAGUGUUGUUAUCGCUCGAUCGCGAACGACUUAUUGUUGUCAUUGUGUACGCGUGGUUCAUCAAAUUGAUCACGCGUGAGCAAUAUUCGUUGCGGCUCAGUUUCGUUGAGAAGCACGCCGAACACGCCUUUCCGGCCGCAACGAUAAAGAAAAAUGACGUCAACCUACCAGGACCUUUUCGAGUCUCUAGUUCGCGAUGACGUGCGCACAUUCCGAGGAAUCCUCGAAGCCGAGGGUCUACCUAGAGGGACGGGAUACGACUUACUAAUAAAAGCUGUGAAACUCAACCGCAAGCGGAUAGUCACCUACUUACUCCAUCAAAAUUGCUGCGUCUUCAAGCCUAAAGCUACGAGUACUCCUCUUCACUUGGCUGUGGAAAAACUCGGCUGGUGUAAAAUCGUAAAAAAAAUGUUGGAAUUAGGUGCGAAAGUCACCGACGUAAAUGCGCAUGGGGAUACCGUACUUCACGUUGCUUUCAAAAAUCAUGCGAGCGACUUUGUUAUUGAUUUACUGCUCAAGACCUAUUUGACCGAGACGACCGUAGAUGUAUUUGAUAAAGAUAAUUUGGGAUUUAUGCAUAUCGCCUGUACCAGGUCGAAUAUUGACAUCGUCAAAGAGUUCUUCGACACUGGCAAGGCUAAUAUGUAUGGCCAGGUCAAUUUGGAUUGCGCAACGGAGUACGCAGGAUACACGCCGCUUCAUUUUGCCGUCAAGUACGGGAGGCACGAAAUGACAAAGUUUUUAUGUAUGUACGAGGCCGAGAUGUACAUUCAAGAUAGCAAAGGUUCUACGCCGAUACACUUGGCACUCGAAAAACGUGACGUCAAGAUGAUCGAUAUUAUUUCGUAUUACGAUUCCCAGCAUAUCAAUUACGUCAACGACGCUGGUCUAACGCACUUCAUGGCGGCUUGCGCCGUCGGCGACGCCAAUUUGAUCGAACAAUACCUGCACAUAGCCAGCCUGCCCCAUUCGGGAACGUCGUCCCAAUCUCUGCUAAGCGGCCGCGUAAGAGAUGUCGGAGGCUAUGAAUUUUCCGGAUACACACCGUUACAUUUUGCUGCGGAAUUCGGACACUACGCCAUCGUCGAGGGAUUACUGAAAAUGGGCGCCCUGCCCUCAGUCCCGACAACGUCAGGUUUGACGCCUCUCGCGCUCGCCGAGCGAGAACAAAACGUUCACAUAUGUUGGUUGUUUAUGCAAUUGAACGUAAAAUAUUAAGCGUAACUAACGAUCAAAGCUGGUACCGGGAUCGAUUCGAAAAUAUCCCGUAUAUUAUCAAUUUUAACUCUUUUUGGGUUGUUUAAUUUUAUUUGUUUUUUUUAUCUAGUUUUAUUAACGAAUUAUAAAUAUAAGUCUUUGUAAUUUAUUUUUUUUUCAUUGCAAAUUUAUAUUCCUAGAUCUGAACAGUGAAGCACGGAAAAUAAACAAGGUAAAAUGCGUUGAUAUUUAUUGCAUUUUUCGCGCACUUACGCGCGUGAAAAAGUUCGAUCACCAAAUCGCGCAUUUUACAUGUAUAAUUUGUCAUGCUUUACCGCAAUAUUUAUAACAGGCAAUUUACGUGCACAUUAAUAAAGCUUCGAAAAAAAAUACAUUCAUUUUUUCAGUAACCUUAUAUGCGGCGUACUCAAUUGUAUUUACAACGAAAAGUUGAAAAUAUUCAUUUAGUUCUUGUAAUCAAUUUUUCAGAUCCGUUUAAUUGAUUGGCCGGGUCCGUUUUGUAUCGAUACCAAUUCUACACGAUUUGAUUUUAAAUACAUUUUUUAAUCUUCGCUGUUUAACAUAUUACUUUUGCAUUAAACGUGAAAUUCUUAAAUAUAUGAAAUAUUAUCUGACAUUAUAUCUUUCUAGAGAAAAAUUAAUCGAAUUUGCUGUAGAAAGUUUAAUUGUUCUAUAAUAUCUUAUAUUCUAAUAAAUAUUAUUUUGCGUUUUCUGUUCAAUUGAAAAAGUAUUAUGUUAAAAAAUUGUAUGGAAUCGGUAUCUACGCGAAAUAAACCCGAUCGAGUGAUUGAACUUCGUGCAUAUAAAUUUGAUGUCUUUUUAUUUUGUACAUUUAAUUGAUUGGACAUGGAGUUGCAUUAUUGUAGAAAAAGUUGUAAAUUUGCAUAGUUUUUUAAGUCUGACUUUAUAUACCGAUUAAUUUAUGGAAUUUUGUAUGAUUAUAUCGCUUUUUU
Phymastichus coffea is the source of this 2229-nucleotide messenger RNA. Its product is annotated as ankyrin-3-like. Bases 212 to 1276 code for a protein of 354 amino acids. Gene Ontology annotation, biological process: protein localization to ciliary inversin compartment. Gene Ontology annotation, cellular component: ciliary inversin compartment. The record is from RefSeq and is a predicted model, not a curated record. Gene Ontology annotation, molecular function: protein binding. The transcript is spliced from 3 exons. NCBI's taxonomy places the organism in Eukaryota, Metazoa, Arthropoda, Insecta, Hymenoptera, Eulophidae.